This is a messenger RNA of Lodderomyces beijingensis, 2010 nucleotides long. Lineage: Eukaryota; Fungi; Ascomycota; Pichiomycetes; Serinales; Debaryomycetaceae. The record is from the annotation of a GenBank genome assembly.
AUGCCGUGUUUAGAAGAUUCGUUCAAGAGCCAAGUUGCAAAGAUUUUUGGCCCCUCCGUGAAACUUGCUGACGACGAAUAUGACAAGUUGCAAUCGCUCAUUCAGAUUUUCCACACUGACUUGGAAGACCUUUAUCUAGAAUGGGAAUCAUUCAACGUGGCCGAGGUUGGGGAAGACUUAGAGCUAAACAUUGGUAAUUUGAUCAAGUUUCACGAAUAUUUGCAAAAAAGACUUUCCAACAACAAGAGCACUCCAACAAACUUGAAAAAAACUUUCAACAAGGAAGUCGGUUCCAGUAGAAAGCCCUUGAUCAACAAGAAUGUCAACAGCGACCACAACAGAAGUCCCAGCACACCGCAAUUGAAAAAGAGAAAGGUGGAACUAUCAGAACGAGUCUCGUCGUCACCGCCUCUUGCUGGCUUUGAGACAGCCAACACCACGUUCAACUCAUCGCCUACAAAACCAGCCAAAGAACUGCACAAACUUUUAGAAUCUCUAAAUGCACACAUUAACGUGACCAACGCUGCUUCGCAAGAAGAACUCGAUGGCUCAGGGGCCAAAUUGACAGCAAACUUUGAUGCUGCCAAAUACAAGUUUCGCACCAUGCAGAUGAAGUUGCUUGAAAGUGCCGACGUGUUGGACGACCAAAUCGACAGUAUCGCCGAGUUGUACCAGCUGCACAAUAAUAAUAGCAACACGGCGUCCGAUUUGCAAUUCGGCAAUCCCUGCGCUAGUUCGCAGUUUGAUAUAUUGUGUUGCGGAAGAAUCGUUCCUGAUUCGCCGAGCUAUGAUAACGAGGCUUUGAACAGCUCGUCGUUGUUCUUGGAGACUUCACGUAUAACCGGCGUGGGUCAAAGGGUGAGCUUAAACUUGACCUCUCUUAAAGGGUUUUCCCUCUUUCCCGGCCAGAUUGUCGUUUUGAGGGGAAACAACCCCACGGGCAAGGUUUUCCACGUUUCCGAGGUGAUGCCCUUGCCACAAUUGGGGACUCCCGUGUCCACCAAAGAGGAAUUAUCCGAAUUUGAAGCAUCUCAAAAAGGGUUAGGGUUGAAAAUCGUGAUUGCCUCUGGUCCCUAUUCGAAUCUGAACAAGUUGAAUUUUGCAAGAUUGGAAGAUUUGGUGGACAAGAUCAAUAAUAGCAUUUUCCCCAAUGCCGUGAUCUUGAAUGGUCCAUUCAUAGACCUCAGUAAUAAAGCUGUUGAAGCUGGCGACGGCGAGUUUAGUUUCCCCUCCAGUGGCCACCACCAGCCUAGAAACUUGGAUGAGGUUUUCACCCUAUUGGUGACACCUGUGCUCAAGAAGAUUGACUCCAAGAUCCAAGUCAUCUUGGUGCCGUCACUAAGGGAUAGCUGCGCCAACCACUGCUCAUUUCCACAGAAUUCCUUUGAUAGGAAAAAGUUGCAGCUUCCCAAAAACGUCAAGGUCUUUCCCAAUCCUUCAAGCUUUGCAUUGAAUGAGGUGUUGAUUGCUUCUUCAAACCUUGACAUAUUCAAGGAUCUAAGAGACGUGUUCAAAAGUGACGAGGGCGGUUCCAAUAGCAACAACAGAUUUGAGAGAGUCAUAAGCCACGUAUUUGAUCAGAGACGAUAUUACCCAAUAUCACCCGGGUCAGUUGCCAGUGCUCAAGCAGACACUAGUGCCGACGCCGAAUUGAUCAAUGGAGCAAUGGGGGAGCUCUUGACCAGGACCGGCAUUGGAGGCUCUUUAUUGGAAACUCCCUAUUUGGGCUUGGCCGAGUUGGGAGACUCGCUUCCCGAUAUUAUCAUCUCCCCGUCGGAGUUGAAGCUGUUUGCGAAAAUCGUCAAGGGUGUUGUGGUGAUCAAUCCAGGUCAAUUUAUCAGACCGAGUCGAUCAGCCGACACCGAGGAUGGAUCAUACGCGGUGUUGAGUGUUGUUCCACCGAAACUAGACUCCAAUGCGACUGAUAAUGUCGAGCUCGUUCAAGGGUCGACGGAUUUGUACCACCACAAUCUUGAUAAAAGAUCUCGGGUUGACAUAUAUAGUAGUUAG